AUGUCAAAGGAAAAGGACGAAAGUGGGGCUGCGCCCAAGAUCCUGAAGCACGACGUCUACGACAUCCGCGAGGACGGGCACGAGCCGGGAAAAUUGACGAUUGUGGAGCGUCAGGAUGGCAAGAUUUACGAGUACGCGACGGAACGCGCCCGCUCCUCCGUCGAGUUCCUGGACCAUAAGCUCUACAUCGCGAUGGGCGCCAAGGACCAGCUCGCCAGCUCCGUCGGGGAUUCU
This is a messenger RNA of Mesorhabditis spiculigera, 234 nucleotides long. NCBI's taxonomy places the organism in Eukaryota, Metazoa, Nematoda, Chromadorea, Rhabditida, Rhabditidae. The record is from the annotation of a GenBank genome assembly.